AUGCUCUGGCUGUUGGUCGCCGGUGGAGCCGCCUAUUUUCUGGUGCAGUUUCUCGUGAAACCGGAUCCGGUGAAGCUGUUGAAUAUCUACGGACAACCUGGAAAAUGGUAAAUAAACUGGUAACUCAACAGCUUCGAAGAAGAUUGUGCUCUUUUGAGGUAUUUUCUGAAAUUCAAUCUCAUGAGAUUCAUAAUUGAUCGUCGCCAAAAGAAGUCGAAGAGAGAGGCAUCGAAGAGCGAUGAAAAAGAGAAUUUGAUGAAUUCGCAAUGGGGAGGCGACGGCGGUGUGAGGGACAUUGACGAAAUGGAGAAGAAGCACGAUAUGGAGACGGUGAGGCUGCAUUCGGACCCUUCCGAUCUCUGCGAUUCAGGAGUGGUCGGCCGACGCCGUGUUCUUCGACGCUUCGAACCGGGACGGAUGGUAUUUCACUUUGGGCACCGCCCAGAGACCCAAUGACGUCAUCAACCUCUUCUUCAUUCUCACAAUCCCCGGCGUCGGAACUUUUGUGAACGAGGAACUGCACACCGAUACCAACGUCAAAGUAUUCCUUUUUGACGGGAUUCAACUUUAAAAAAAAAUUCAGAGCAUAAAUUCGUCUGAAAAAGAGUGGAGAACGGCCAGUGGAUUCGUCGUUUCUUGCGUCGAACCGAUGAAAAAAUGGAGGAUCCGGUUCGACGGAAAACUCGCUUCGUCGCCAGGAAAAACCAAUUUCAUUGUGAGAAAAGAAAGAGAAUAGUGUUCAGAUGAACAUAUUUCAGAAUAAUGGACCGGAAGAAAAGCAAGCAAAUGUGGAGGUGUUCGAUGCGAACAUUGACUUGACAUGGACCAAUUUCGGUCGGUUUUCCAUCAGAAUUUCAUCAAAAGAGCAGGGCUAGCAAUAGGCCAUAACAGACUAUUUGAGGCCGCCGGUCUCUUGGGCCACUUGCAAUUGCCCGAUAGGAUCCGGACAACUAUCAAUCCUGGAUUGGAAGACUGAUAGUUGUUGGGUCCGAUCGGAUGAUUGCAAGUGGUCAAGUACUCCGAAAACAGGGCUUUGCCAAGCCCUGCGCAAAACUGUCUUGCAGGCGGUCAAUUCGAUUUCGAUAAAAUGUGCUCUCCGACCGCAAUCGCGCAUUCUCUGGCCAUCGAGCCGUGGAGCCGCGGAUUGUUCGACAAAAUGAGAGCGUCGCAUCAGACGCACUACGAACAGUUCGGCACGUUGGCGGGAGACGUGAGAGUCGGAGGGAACGAGAGAAAAGGGAUCAGAAUGACGAGCAUGCGGGACCACACGAUUGCAGGACAUCGCAGGUGGUCGGACAUCAGAAGGUGGGAAGUGAUCGGGACGUUCCGGACUUGAUUCCGUUCAGAUACAUCAUGAUGAUCUACCAUUUGGAGGACGGCACUUGCAUCCACACCUCGGUCAUUUCGAUGCCGGAAACUGUCUUCAGCCAUCUCGAAUUCGGCUAUAUUGUCACUCCGUUCGCAUCUUUUUCUUUUCCCCAGUAAUCCCAUUCUUCCAGAAACGGAGAGACGAAGCCAGUCGACCGAGUCCAUUUUUCCCUUCCGAACCACGGAGAGGAUCGUCACUUCCCCGACGAUUUCCAUUAUUCAUUCGAAGUCGGCGGGAAGACUUUCCAUGCAGAUGUCCAUAUCAAAGAGGCAGUGUCUUUCAAAAUGGGAUUGGAACAGGCGUGUCAAGUGAAUGAGGGAAUGGCCGAGUUCGUUGUGGAUGGGAAGAAGGGGUGGGGAUUCGCCGAAAUGGAGUAUCGCAUUCAGCCCUAUUGA
Molecule: messenger RNA, 1764 nt
Organism: Caenorhabditis sp. 36 PRJEB53466
Lineage: Eukaryota; Metazoa; Nematoda; Chromadorea; Rhabditida; Rhabditidae
Source: the annotation of a GenBank genome assembly